CAGUCUGUGAAAGGAGGGAGUGAUGGGAAGUUUCAAUCUCAGCUUAGAAGGUUUCCUGUUGGUAGGCUUCUCAGACUGGCCUCAACUGGAACUUAUCCUCCUGGUCUUCAUUUCGAUUUUCUACUCUCUUACCCUCUGUGGCAACAUCACCAUUAUUGUUCUCACUCAACAAGACCUUCAUCUGCACACACCCAUGUACUUCUUCCUUGCCCACCUCUCCUUCCUGGACCUCUGCUUCACCAGUAGCACUGUGCCCAAACUUCUAAUCAGUCUUUCCCGAGGUGAUCAGACUAUCAGCUAUGCUGGGUGCAUGACCCAGUUCUUCAUAGCACUCUUACUGGGUGGAACUGAGUGUGUGCUCCUUGUGGUGAUGGCUUUCGACCGCUAUGUCGCUGUGUGUCGUCCACUACACUACACCAGCAUUAUGCACCCCCUUCUCUGCCAUGCAUUGGCCAUCUCCUCCUGGGUGGGAGGCCUUGUGAACUCUCUGACUCAGACAAGUCUCAUCAUGACCAUACCUCUCUGUGGCCAUCACCUGAACCACUUCUUCUGUGAGAUGCUUGUUCUCCUGAAGCUGGCUUGUGAGGACACAGUGGGAACAGAGACCUACUUGUUUUGGGCUGGAGCUGUAAUUUUGGUCUGUCCUGUAGCACUAAUUCUAGGCACCUAUGCACACAUUGCUCAUGCAGUGUUGAAGAUCAAGUCAAGAUCUGGGCGCAGAAAGGCUCUGGGAACUUGUGGGUCCCACCUUACUGUGGUUUUUCUUUUUUAUGGCUCAGCCAUGUACACGUAUCUCCAGCCUAUCCACACGUAUUCUGGUAGUGAAGGGAAGUUUGCUGCCCUCUUUUAUACUAUCAUUACUCCAAUGCUGAACCCUCUGAUUUAUACCCUAAGAAACAAGGAUGUAAAGGGGGCUCUGUGCAAGGUACUUGUAAAAGGAAAAAAGGAGACUAAGACUAGAAGAAAGAUGGUUGAAUAAAUUAUUGUAUAUCUCUCACACAGUCGAGAAUUCUGUGCCCAACACACUUUCCCUU
Messenger RNA from Mus musculus (house mouse), 1034 nucleotides. It is a transcript of the gene Or2y14, whose product is annotated as olfactory receptor family 2 subfamily Y member 14. Bases 23 to 979 code for a protein of 318 amino acids. The transcript has a single exon. Gene Ontology annotation, molecular function: G protein-coupled receptor activity; olfactory receptor activity. Gene Ontology annotation, cellular component: plasma membrane; membrane. Lineage: Eukaryota; Metazoa; Chordata; Mammalia; Rodentia; Muridae. Gene Ontology annotation, biological process: signal transduction; G protein-coupled receptor signaling pathway. The record is from RefSeq and is marked validated.